Molecule: messenger RNA, 4228 nt
Organism: Xiphophorus hellerii (green swordtail)
Lineage: Eukaryota; Metazoa; Chordata; Actinopteri; Cyprinodontiformes; Poeciliidae
Exons: 4
Coding region: 228-3731 (1167 amino acids)
Molecular function (GO): protein binding; zinc ion binding
Source: RefSeq, a predicted model, not a curated record
CAAAGAAGGAGGACAGUCAACUCAAGAGUCUAAAGCUCACCAAGCUCUAGGAAAGCACAGCUGGAAAACCAACAACUGUUACCAAUGAGAUCAGGAGGUUUACUGCUGAGGCUAACAACUUCCAGGCCUCGCUCACUGCAGUAACACAUGUUCUGUAAAUCAGAACUCAGACCUGACCCAGUUCUACAUAGGAGAAACUCACAGAGUCAUUAUUACUGAGAGCUGAAAUGGAGCAAAGAGUAGUUCAACUAGACCGAGAUAAUGUGUCCUGUUCCAUCUGUUUGGAUCUACUGAAGGAUCCGGUGACUAUUCCCUGUGGACACAGCUACUGCAUGAACUGUAUUAAAACACACUGGGAUGGAGAAGAUUGGAAGAAAAUCUACAGCUGCCCUCAGUGCAGGAAAGAGUUCAUACCGAAACCUGUCCUUGAAAAGAACAUCAUGUUGGCUUCUUUAGUGGAUGAUCUGAGGAAGACUGGACUCCAAGCUGCUCCAGCUGAUCACUGCUAUGCUGGACCUGAAGAUGUGGCCUGUGAUGUUUGUACUGGGAGGAAGAUGAAAGCUGUCAAGUCCUGUUUAACUUGUCCUGCAUCUUAUUGUGGGAAUCACCUCCAACCUCAUUAUGAUGCGCCACCAUUACAGAAGCACAAGGUGGUUAAUCCUUCCAAUAACCUUCAGCAGAACAUCUGCUCUCGUCAUGAUGAGGUGAUGAAGAUCUUCUGUCGUACUGAUCAGCAGUGUAUCUGUUAUCUCUGCACUAUGGAUGAACAUAAAGACCAUGAAACAGUCCCAGCUGCAGCAGAAAGAGCUGAGAAGCAGAAGAAGCUCCAGGAGAGUCGACAACAAAUCCAGCAGAGAAUCCAGGACCAAGAGAAAGAUGUGAAGCUGCUUCAACAGGAGGUGGAGGCCAUCAAUGUCUCUGCUGAUAAAGCAGUGGAGGACAGUGAGAAGAUCUUCACUGAGCUGAUCCGUCUCCUCCAGGAAAGAAGCUCUGAUGUGAAGCAGCAGAUCAGAUCCCAGCAGGAAACUGAAGUGAGUCGAGUCAAAGAUGUUCAGGAGAAGCUGGAGCAGGAGAUCACUGAGCUGAAGAGGAAAGACGCUGAGCUGGAGCAGCUCUCACACACAGAGGAUCACAUCCAGUUUCUCCUCAACUACCCCUCACUGCCAGCACUCAGUGAGUCUACACACUCAUCCAGCAUCAACAUCCGUCCUCUGAGACACUUUGAGGACGUGACAGCAGCUGUGUCAGAGCUCAGAGAGAAACUAGUGGACAUCCUGAGAGACUCAUGGACAAACAUAGAACUGAAGGUCACUGAAGUAGAUGUUCAACCAUCAGAACCAGAACCAAAGACCAGAGCUAAACACUUCUCACCUCCCAUCUCACGCAAGUCAGGCUAUACCUUGCCCAUGCCCUUCUUCCUCAAUCUGCACCUCACAAACGAAACAAAGAGACCAGAACCAGAACCAAAGACCAGAGCUGAAUUCUUAAAAUAUUUCCAAAAAAUCACUCUGGAUCCAAACACAGCACACAAGAAGCUGUUAUUAUCUGAGGGAAACAGAAAAGCAACACUAAUAAACCAACAACAGUUUUAUCCUGAUCAUCCAGAAAGAUUCACUAAUAGUUUUCAGGUUCUGAGCAGAGAGAGUCUGACUGGACGUUGUUACUGGGAGGUGGAGUGGAGAGGAGGAGGAGUUGUUGUAGCAGUUUCAUACAAGAACAUCAGCAGAACAGAAACAUUUGGUUCCAGUGACAAAUCUUGGUCAUUAUAUUGUACUACACAGAAGAAAAGAAAUCGACUUUAUCACAACAAAGUUCAAACUCCAGUAUCAGGUCCAGUUUCCUCCAGAAUAGGAGUGUACCUGGAUCACAGAGCAGGUAUUCUGUGUUUCUACAGCGUCUCUGAAACCAUGACUCUCCUCCACAGAGUCCAGACCAGAUUCACUCAGCCUCUCUAUGCUGGGAUUGAGCCUUACUCUCAUGGAGACGCUACUGAGUUUAUUAAACUGAAAUACUUUAUUUACACCAGUAGGUUUGGUUACCGUGAGAUCAGAGCUCAGAGCUGCUGUUGUUCUAUAGAGGAGGAAACUACGCAGUUGUUACUGGGAGCUAAAAUGGCGCAGAGAAUAGUUCAACUAGACCAAAGUAACUUUUCUUGUUCCAUCUGUUUGGAUCAACUGAAGGAUCCGGUGACUAUUCCCUGUGGACACAGUUACUGUAUGAACUGCAUUAAAAGCCACUGGGAUGGAGAAGAUCAGAGGAGAAACCACAGCUGCCCUCAGUGCAGGAAAGAGUUCAUACCAAGACCUGAUCUGGAGAAAAAUGUCAUGUUAGCUGCUUUAGUGGAGGAUCUGGAGAAGACUGGACUCCAAGCUGCUGCAGCUGAUCACUGCUAUGCUGGACCUGAAGAUGUGGCCUGUGAUGUUUGCACUGGGAGGAAGAUGAAAGCUGUCAAGACCUGCCUGGUUUGUCUGAUUUCUUACUGUGAAAAUCAUCUUCAGCCUCAUUAUGAAUCUCCUGCUUUUAAAAAGCACAAGCUGGUGAAUCCCACCAAAACUCUCAUGGAAAGCAUCUGCUCUUGUCAUGAUGAGGUGAUGAAGAUGUUGAUGGAUGGUUAUGAAACAAUCUCUGCAGAAGCAGAAAGGGCUGAGAAGCAGAAGGAGCUCCAGGAGAGUCGACAACAAAUCCAGCAGAGAAUCCAGGACCAAGAGAAAGAUGUGAAGCUGCUUCAACAGGAGGUGGAGGCCAUCAAUGUCUCUGCUGAUAAAACAGUGGAGGACAGUGAGAAGAUCUUCACUGAGCUGAUCCGUCUCCUCCAGGAAAGAAGCUCUGAUGUGAAGCAGCAGAUCAGAUCCCAGCAGGAAACUGAAGUGAGUCGAGUCAAAGAUGUUCAGGAGAAGCUGGAGCAGGAGAUCACUGAGCUGAAGAGGAAAGACGCUGAGCUGGAGCAGCUCUCACACACAGAGGAUCACAACCAGUUUCUCCUCAACUACCCCUCACUGCCAGCACUCAGUGAGUCUACACACUCAUCCAGCAUCAACAUCCGUCCUCUGAGACACUUUGAGGACGUGACAGCAGCUGUUGCCGAGCUCAGAGACAAACUAGUGGACAUCCUGAGAGACUCAUGGAGAAACGUUGAACUGGCAAUCACUGAAGUGGAUGUUCUACUGUCAGAACCAAAGACCAGAGAUGAAUUCUUAAAAUAUUCACAAGAAAUCACUCUGGAUCCAAACACAGCAAACAUAUUUCUGUUAUUAUCUGAGCAGAACAGAAAAGUAACAUUAAUGAACCGGCAACAAGAUUAUCCAGAUCAUCCUGACAGAUUCACUGGUUGUUAUCAAGUCCUGAGUAGAGAGACUCUGACUGGACGUUGUUACUGGGAGGUGGAGAGGACUGGGAGUGGAGUUUAUGUAGCCAUUUCUUACAAGAACAUCAACAGAAAAGAAGCCUUUGGGUUCAAUGACAGAUCUUGGUCUUUAUAUGGUUACACAGACAGUUACACAUUUUAUCACAACAACAUUGAAACUCCAGUACCAGGUCCAGUUUCCUCCAGAAUAGGAGUGUACCUGGAUCACAGAGCAGGUAUUCUGUGUUUCUACAGCGUCUCUGAAACCAUGACUCUCCUCCACAGAGUCCAGACCAGAUUCACUCAGCCUCUACAUGCUGGAGUUGGUCUUUACUUCUCACUUUCCUGUCCUGGUGAUUCCUCUGCUGAGUUCAUUAAACUGAAAUAGUCAGCAGUGAUCUCAGGUCCAGUUGGUUAAAAUGUGUAUUUUAGUGCCAGUUCCUUUCGUCUCCAUCAUUGUUGCUGAGAGAUCAUCUGUCUUAGUGGAGCUACUUUGUCAUCUUUAUUGUUUUUAUUAAUGUUUGAUGUGUGAUCAGAAUCUCUAAUUUCUUAAUUUUUUUCAUAUUUAGCUGCAUCAUUAUUAUCACAUUUAUCACUUCUGUUUCUGAUGUCACCAGAACCUGCUUGAGUUUCUGAUUAUUUUUAAAGCACAUUAACUAGUAGUGUUAUAUCUGCAUCAUUAGUAUUUUUUCUCUGCUCUGCUCUGCUAAGUACCAUGUUUACUGAUGGAACUGUUAAUUAACAUAUAUUAUUAAACAGUUAUAAUGUACCUGAACUUACCUGGGGAUCAAAGGGGAAGUGGUGGAGAAGGUGGAGGAUUACAAAUACCUGGGAGUUGUAAUCGGCAACAGACUGGACUGGGCAUCUAACACUGACGCUGUGUGC